AUGAACACCACGCGAAGUCGUUACAGGCAUCAGGACUUUCCGAUGUCAUUACGCCAGCUUCCCUUCGCGCUACGAACUGCAAGACGGGCGCAACUAGAAACAACAAGGUGGCUUCAAAAUGGACGCCUCCUUGUGCGGAGCUGCUCUUGCUCUGCGCCUCACCAGUUACAGCACACGGUGACGGUCUCAUCUGAAGCACCCACCAGUGCACAAUUGAACCCUACAAGUGGCACCCCGCCUACGCCUCCUCUUGACCACAGGACUCUCGCGCAGACACACAACCUCUUCAUUACAUCUCCCUAUAGCCCCGGCUCGCCGCUCAUCCUUCCCAACGGCGCCUAUGUCUUCCAGAAGUUGCAGUCGUUCCUUCGUGCGCAAUAUCCACAAUUUGGCUUCCAGGAGGUCAUCACGCCCAUAAUAUACAAGAAGUCGCUAUGGGAGAAAUCAGGGCAUUGGGAGAAUUAUGCAGAGGAUAUGUUUAGUGUACAGGGCCGGGGGACAACUGCGCAGAUACCGGAAGCAGAAGGUGGAGAGGAUGGAGAGUUUGGUCUGAAGCCAAUGAACUGCCCAGGCCACUGCUUGCUGUUCAGGGACGAGAUCAAGAGUUAUAGGGAUUUGCCAGUCAGACUUGCCGACUUCAGUGCUCUGCAUCGGAACGAGAUCUCAGGCGCCUUAACAGGCCUGACCAGGGUCCGACGAUUCCACCAGGACGAUGCGCACAUCUUCUGCCGUCCAGACCAGAUUUUGGCCGAGAUUGAGCAGACACUCAAGUUCGUGGGCAUGGUCUACGAUACAUUUGGGCUGGGGCCCUAUAAGCUGCUUCUCUCCACUCGGCCCAAGGAUAGCUUCAUCGGUACCAUCGAGGAAUGGGACCGUGCAGAGGAGCAGCUGACUACCGCAUUAAACAACAUCGGAAGCGAAUGGGCGAUCAACGAGGGGGAUGGCGCGUUCUAUGGGCCGAAGAUCGACAUUAUCUUAAAAGACUCGAAUGGCAAGGAGCAUCAGACGGCAACCAUACAGCUCGACUUUCAGCUGCCGCAGCGCUUCGAUCUACAAUACCAGGCAUCACCAGAAGAAUUAGAGGCAGGACCACAGUCGUCUAUGGAUGCAGGUCUAGAUCCGGCACUUCGUCGCCCAGUCAUCGUACAUCGCGCCAUCUACGGUUCCAUCGAGCGUUUCAUGGCUCUACUGAUUGAACACUAUGCCGGCAAAUAUCCGUUCUGGCUUUCUCCCCGGCCAGCCAUCGUCUUGUCGCUGAACUCAGACCCUAAAAUUCUUGAACACGUUUCGCGCAUUCAGUCUGUUCUUUCAGGUCUCAGACCAUCCGGCGCACCAGAAACGUCCGCAUCGUCACCUAAGCCCCUACCGUUGUCGACUAUACAUCUCCCUAUCGAUGUUGAUACCAGCGACCGCUCGCUCGGCAAGAAGAUCGCCGAAGCAAGAACAAAGAAGUACAAUCACAUCAUCGUCGUUGGUGGUAGGGAGGUUGAGAGCGGGAGCAUGAAUCUCCAGAUUGUGAACCAGCCGAAUGAAGAAUCAACCGUAGAGGCGUUGCAAGUCUCCCUAGGAAAGAAGCUCACUGAGAAAGAGCGAUCCAAGGCCACUGUGAACGUCGAUCUGGACGGCGCUAGAAGAUAUUUCGAGAACCUAGCCAACUCAUUCUUGUAA
This is a messenger RNA of Alternaria atra, 1668 nucleotides long. RefSeq lists its product as uncharacterized. Bases 1 to 1668 code for a protein of 555 amino acids. The transcript has a single exon. The record is from RefSeq and is a predicted model, not a curated record. Gene Ontology annotation, cellular component: cytoplasm. Gene Ontology annotation, molecular function: ATP binding; threonine-tRNA ligase activity. Gene Ontology annotation, biological process: threonyl-tRNA aminoacylation. NCBI's taxonomy places the organism in Eukaryota, Fungi, Ascomycota, Dothideomycetes, Pleosporales, Pleosporaceae.